Molecule: messenger RNA, 3318 nt
Organism: Seminavis robusta
Lineage: Eukaryota; Bacillariophyta; Bacillariophyceae; Naviculales; Naviculaceae
Source: the annotation of a GenBank genome assembly
AUGGUGUUUCUCCUUCUCGGCUUUAGCAUUGGGGGCGUCGGCGGGAAUGGUUUCUCGGGGUACUUUCGAAGCACUCUUGCACAGCAUGACGAUAGCGACCUGCUAGAAGAACAAGACUUGGCAGGGGGGGUAGCACUAGCGCCAGUACCUACGAGAGCAUUUACGAGACAUCAAUCUAUAGCGACCAUAGCCGCAUUAAUCUUCGGCACGCCCAGUGUCGACUUGCACAUCGAUGCGAUCGUCAGAGAAUCACAAGCAAGUCGAGCACCAUCAUCAGCAGUAAGAAUAACCAAACACAACAGCAAGAAAAUGCGCAAAGCAGUCGAUCGAACGAUUCGAAAGCUGCAGAGAACGAGGCGGAAAACAAGCGACAUGCGAUUUCGGAAAGCCUCUAGGGGUCGUAGAACACUCGAACGAGAAAACACCAACUUCUUACUCCGCGGUGCAAACAAUAAUACCGGUACGGUAUCAUCACAGCGAAACAAGCUGCGAGGCCAAACAACACAACAGAGAGCGGCCGAAAUAGGUAACCCCAUACCCCAAAAUGUGGGGUUGUUUGACGGUGAAACCGCUCAUGCGAGAGAACAAGCAGAGCUGGGUCGGAAAGGUGGGUUCUUGGGCAAAACCAAAAACUCACCAAACACAGCAGUUGCAUUUGGGGCUGGGAUCGCUAUAGGUGGUGCGGCAGGUACCGUGGUUGGAGCCGGGGGAUUGGCGGUGAUUCUGUGUAUACAAGGGACGAUUUGUAACACACCAACGCCGGCGCCAACUGCGGUUGCCUCCGUCUUCAACAGUGGCGAAAUGGCAAUCACCAUUUCGGGGUCCCUAGUAGAACCCUCACAAGCUGACAUUGAUGAAGCGCUGGAACAGAUUCGAUUGUUCUAUACCGAUGUGUUGGGUUCCGAUUUCUCGGGCAGCUUCAUCUCUUUUACACCAACUGAGUCCGGAACAACCAAUGUUGCGUCUGGAACCGAUCUCAUAUCCACAAUAGCGUUUACUGCCGAAUCAAUCUUUUCCGAUACAGCAACAGCAAUUGCCGCUUCAGAGCAUCUACAGAGAAGAUUGGAGUCAACCACCACGUCAGAAAUGACGGCCCAGAUUGAAUUUGGGCAAGGUAGACUUGGGCGGUUCGGAAGCCAACAGCGAGUCAAGGGUGCCAACAACAAGGACAAUCCUGGCUUCAAUAGGGAGCAGCCCGUACAAGCAGACGAAGUGGCUGUAAAAGCUUCUGACAAAGGAUCGGCAACCAGCGCGGGUAUCAGUGACGCAGAAGUAGAAGAGGAGGACAACACCUCGCGCAAAGCAGCUACCAAUGGAGCCGCAGCAAACGGCAACAACAAGAAUGGCAAGGGAGCUGAAACAGGGCAAGACGCAAGUGAACAAGAAGAUAACAACAAGGUUGGCAAGGGGGCCGACAUGGGUCGGGAAGCUUCUGUGGAUGGAGAUAAUCAGGGCAAAGGGGAACGAAAUGAGAAGAUUGGCCAAAGUAAAGAAGCUGACGAUGGAAAUAGUCCUAACAACAGUGGCGAUGAGGUUGUCCAAGAUUACACAUACAACAAGAAGUCUGGCAAAGGAGCUGGAGAUACCCAAGACAACGACGGCGACAACAACAACAACAACAGCAGCAGCAGCAGCAGCAGCAGCAAUGGAGCUAGAGAGAAUGGCCUGGACGAGUCUGGAGUAGCGACCACAGCUCAAUUCGGGGAAGUUACUGUCGUUGGUUGGGACAACAGCGGCAACAGCAACAGCAACGGCAACGGCGGCAAUGAAGUUGCACACGAUAGCAGCAACAUCUUGGCCGGUGCAGCUGGUGGUUCUCAGCACGAGUCUGGAGUAGCGAACACAGCCCAGUUCGGGGAAGUCACUGUCGUUGGCUGGGACGGCAACGGCAACGGCAACAGCGGCAACGAAGUUGGACAAGAUGACAGCAAUACAAUGGGCUAUGCAGAUUUUGCGCCGCAGGUUGAAUCUGGCGAAGACAAUAGCAAAAUCCAGUUUGGGAAAGUGACUGUUGUUGGUUGGGGCAGUACCAUCGGCAACAGUGGCGAUGACAAGGGAGAUGGUAGUGCCCGUGAUGAAUCUGCUGCUGGAGAAGACAACACAGCUCAGUUUGGCAAAAUAACUGUUUUUGGUUGGGGCAAAGGAGGAAGUGAUGAUGCCAAAACUGGCAAAAGCGGAGAUGAAAACAAAGGACGCGAAGCUGGACAAGGAAAACCUGCGAAAGAAGAGAAUAGUAAGCUUGGCAAGGAAGCUGAUGUUGGUCAGCAUGAUUUUGGCAACAACACUUACCAGCUAGAUGCGGUAGCCGACACGACUGUGGGCAUGGAAUAUCGAGAUGAAUACAAUGGCACCAGUGGCGAAGGAGCUGAAGCAAGCCAAGAGGGGAGCGGUACCAAGGGAGCUGGCACAGCUGGGGCAAACGACGAAAACGAGAUUGGAACUGACAUGGGGCGGGACGAACAAUGGAAUACUGGCACAGAUGGUGGUGGUGUGGGUACUGGCAGUGGCAGCCACAUAAGUAAAGAAGGAUUUGGGUUGGGUGGACUGGGGCGGGCUGCUCCAUCACGAGCACUUGUGGAUGCUUCCAUGAGCAAUGCUGACACCCAGGUUUUUAUUGAUAGCUUCCUUGUACCUGGUGUUUCUCCAACCAACCAUUUCAGCUGCUCCAACCACCGUGACAGAGCAGCCGUCAGUAUCAUCCAGGCCAAGCUUCUCAAGUUUGGCUCCGUCAUUAUCAUCCAUUCCUUCCAACAGCCCCUCAGUUUCUGGAGUUCCAUCCAUGUCAAAUGCCCCGACCCCAGAUCCCGGUGGGUCAAACGCUCCAUCAGUGUCUUUGGCUCCCUCCCUAUUUCCUUCAAAUGCUCCAUCCUUGUCAAAUUCCCCGACCCCAGAUCCUGCUGGGUCAAACGCUCCAUCAGUGUCUUUGGCUCCCUCCCUAUUUCCUUCAAAUCUUCCAUCCUUGUCAAAUGGCCCAACCUUAAAUCCCGCACUAUCAAAUUCUCCAUCACUCUCUUUGGCUCCCUCAUCAAUACCUUCAAAGAAUCCAUCUUCAAUACCAUCAAAAACUCCCUCAGCAAAUCCAUCAUCAAUACCUUCAAGAACUCCAUCUUCAAUACCAUCAAUCCCUCAAUCAUCCCUACCAUCAAUUAUGCCAUCAGAAAAUCCAUCUUCAUUACCUUCAAACAAUCCUUCAACCCUACCAUCAAACAUGCCUUCAAAGAAUCCAUCUUCCCUACCAUCAAACACUCCAUCGCAGCUUCCAUCAGCAGUGCCAUCCGCAAUUCCAAGUGUGAGCCUCCAGCCCUCUCUUUCCUCUAA